Mus caroli (Ryukyu mouse) is the source of this 4772-nucleotide messenger RNA. RefSeq names its product semaphorin 4D (gene Sema4d). Gene Ontology annotation, biological process: semaphorin-plexin signaling pathway; positive regulation of GTPase activity; negative chemotaxis. NCBI's taxonomy places the organism in Eukaryota, Metazoa, Chordata, Mammalia, Rodentia, Muridae. Gene Ontology annotation, cellular component: plasma membrane. Gene Ontology annotation, molecular function: chemorepellent activity; semaphorin receptor binding. The record is from RefSeq and is a predicted model, not a curated record.
CCUCUCGCGCCGCAGCAUCUCCGCGCGUCUCCCGGCCUCCCCGGCUCAAGCUCCUGGCGCCGUCCGCCUCUGUCGUCGCUGCCACCAACGCCGCCGCCAUUCUUGGCGCGGAGCUGGCCUGGCCGGCCCCCGCCGUGAGCCGCCGCGGGUCGGACGCGCGCUCCAGACCCUGGUAAUACCACAGGAACACAGCCAAGUUCUGAAUACCGACAUGUCUGACAGUGCUGAUCCCUAGAGAUGUCUUCCUGAAGCUUCCAUUCUAAAGGUGCCAGGAACAACCCCAGAGACUCACGGCACAGGUCAGACGGGAAUACCGGCAGCCUUGGCAUGACGUCGUGAAGGUGGCCAUUGCUAACCUGACAUGUGGAGACUCAGGAACCCCACCCCUUAUGGGCUCCAGUCUGUGUUGCUGGUCCCAGCUCUGGGACUCUAAGAGGUCCUUGCUGCUAGCCUGCUGCCAUCCAUGUGUGCCUGUUGCUGAAGGCCUCGGUGGCCCCUGCCCAUGAGGAUGUGUGCCCCCAUUAGGGGGCUGUUCUUGGCCCUGGUGGUAGUGACAGCAGUGGCAUUUGCACCUGUGCCUCGGCUCACCUGGGAACAUGGAGAGGUAGGUCUGGUGCAGUUUCACAAGCCAGGCAUCUUUAACUACUCGGCCUUGCUGAUGAGCGAGGACAAAGACACUCUGUAUGUGGGCGCCCGGGAAGCAGUCUUUGCAGUGAAUGCGCUGAACAUCUCUGAGGAGCAACAUGAGGUAUAUUGGAAGGUCUCUGAAGACAAAAAAUCCAAGUGUGCAGAGAAGGGGAAAUCAAAGCAGACGGAAUGCCUAAACUACAUCCGAGUACUACAGCCACUAAGCAGCACUUCCCUCUAUGUGUGUGGGACCAACGCGUUCCAGCCCGCCUGUGACCACCUGAACUUGACAUCCUUCAAGUUUCUGGGGAAAAGUGAAGAUGGCAAAGGAAGAUGCCCCUUCGACCCCGCCCACAGCUACACAUCAGUCAUGGUUGGGGGCGAGCUCUACUCUGGGACAUCGUAUAAUUUCUUGGGCAGUGAACCCAUCAUCUCUCGAAACUCUUCCCACAGUCCCUUGAGGACAGAGUAUGCCAUCCCAUGGCUGAACGAGCCUAGCUUCGUCUUUGCUGACGUGAUCCAGAAAAGCCCAGAUGGUCCGGAGGGUGAAGAUGACAAGGUCUACUUCUUCUUUACGGAGGUGUCCGUGGAGUACGAAUUCGUCUUCAAGUUGAUGAUCCCGCGAGUCGCCAGGGUGUGCAAGGGCGACCAGGGCGGCCUGCGGACUUUGCAAAAAAAGUGGACCUCCUUCCUAAAGGCCAGGCUGAUCUGCUCCAAGCCAGACAGUGGCCUGGUCUUCAACAUACUUCAGGAUGUGUUUGUGCUGAGGGCCCCGGGCCUCAAGGAGCCUGUGUUCUAUGCGGUCUUCACCCCACAGCUGAACAAUGUGGGUCUGUCAGCGGUGUGCGCCUACACGCUGGCCACGGUAGAGGCAGUCUUCUCCCGUGGAAAGUACAUGCAGAGCGCCACAGUGGAGCAGUCUCACACCAAGUGGGUGCGCUACAAUGGCCCGGUGCCCACUCCCCGACCUGGAGCGUGUAUUGACAGUGAGGCCCGGGCAGCCAACUACACCAGCUCCUUGAAUCUCCCAGACAAAACGCUGCAGUUUGUAAAAGACCACCCUUUGAUGGAUGACUCAGUGACCCCAAUAGACAACAGACCCAAGCUGAUCAAAAAAGAUGUAAACUACACCCAGAUAGUGGUAGACAGGACCCAGGCCCUGGAUGGGACUUUCUAUGACGUCAUGUUCAUCAGCACAGACCGGGGAGCUCUGCAUAAAGCCGUCGUCCUCACAAAAGAGGUGCACGUCGUCGAGGAGACCCAACUCUUCCAGGACUCGGAACCGGUCCUGACUCUGCUGCUGUCGUCAAAGAAGGGGAGGAAGUUUGUCUAUGCGGGCUCCAACUCUGGAGUGGUCCAAGUGCCCCUAGCCUUCUGCGAAAAGCACGGUACCUGUGAAGACUGUGUGUUAGCACGGGACCCCUACUGUGCCUGGAGCCCAGCCAUCAAGGCCUGUGUUACCCUGUACCAGGAAGAGGCCUCCAGCAGGGGCUGGAUUCAGGACAUGAGCGGCGACACAUCCUCGUGUCUGGCCUCAUCUCCUAAGUCCUUCCCUCCUCCUGGCUCCUCUCUAUCCUGUCUGGGCCCUGACUCAUCUUCUCCCAGAAGCCCUCGGCCGGCCUUGGCCUUGGGGCCCAACAGCCGUAAGCAGGUCACCUUACUUCCACCCUUCUUGAGUGACCAGGCGCAGAAGGUGCAGGCACUGGGGACCUUCUACCUCUUCUGCCAGGCCACAGGUCCAGCAGAUAUCCGCUUCAUCUGGGAGAAGAAUAGGCAUGCCCUGGAGACGUGUGUACCUAUGCAGACCCAUGCACUGCCCGAUGGCAGGGCCCAUGCCCUCAGCUGGCUUCGGGACACCAUCCAAGAAACCACCGAAUACAGCUGCUCUGUUCUCUCCUCAGCAGGGAACCAGACCUCAAAGGUUCACAUCACUGUGAUGAGACACGAGGCACUGCAACAGGAAAAGUGGAGCCAGGAACUUGCUACAUGGCGUGCUGUGGCCGGGGAGCAUGACCGGCUGAUGCAGGGUUGGAGGAAGGCAUGGGAAAGCUGCAGCAAGGAUACCUUCUAGCCACCAGAGGCAGUUCUGGACAGAUCCCAAGUGACCUUUCUGACACCAGCUGCAGACGUACCUGAUGAAGGCACAGCACCUACUGCACCAAGCUAUUGUGUCUUGGCUGGCUCCACACUGCCAUUUGCCACAGCCUGAGAGUCCCUUCCUAGAGGCUGGGAAUCUCUAGGCCUGAACCCCAGUAGGCCUGAGAUAGAACAAGACCUUUUUACAUUAGCUGCUUAUGUAGCAGAAAGAUCAGUCUGCCUGGCAGAAACAGAAGGCUCCUCACUCAAGCAGAUGACAGAACAGCAUGUCCGUCAUGAAGGCUAACAGGAUGACAGACACCCUGCAUUCUCCCCAGGACUUCCCUGCACUCCUGCCCCUCCCCCAGGGCCAGAAGAGCUAAUCUCCACUCUGCUUCUGUAGAUCUAACUCAAGUCUGCUGCAGUGGCCACCUAGGAAACAGGUUGUUCCAGGGGCUAAGCUGGGAUAGGAGAGGUGGGGUCCAUGUGAGAAUCUUUUGCCUUAAACCUUGAGUGACAUGAGGAAGUUGCUCUUCGCUUAUCUCAGAACCCAAGGCUGUUUUCCAAAGCACAGUGCUUCCCACCGUUUACCCUGUCAGCGCUCCGCUUCUGAGGUAGGCCAAUUAUGCAAACCUUCAGGUGCCGUAUUAAACUGUUUUCCAGUGCUGAGUUAGCAUGUCUCUAGGUCUUUAUAGUACAGUUAAUCUUUGAAGCUUGUGGGUGUGUGUGACCUGGGGAGGUGUGGCCCAAGACCUACUCAGCCUUUAAUCUCCGCAGACAAGUCUCUUCUUGUCAAUCAUAAAACCUAAAACUCUGUUCAUAACCAAGCCACGCCCUUCUAUGAUACCUGGAGAAACUGCCUUGCUCAGCCUGCUCAAUGUCCUUUCUUUCUGGGACAAAUGAAUCAGGUAAGCUUCGAGGUGUGGGGUUAGCAGGUCCCUCCUGGGGCCAGUUCUGGGAAGAGACAGACACACUGAUGGUCACGUGUACUGUCUUCUCAUCUAAGCACAGCCUGGUCCCUGGUCACCCAUCUGGCUAAUGCACAUUCGCCAUGCUUGCAGCACCCUCACACCCUUGGAACAGAAUUUUCUUGUGAACUACUUUCACUGGUUGUAUUUGAGGUGUGGCUUGUCAUUGCUCCCUGUAUCUUCCAUAAAGACUGGAUUUGUCAGGACCUGUCUAUGACACAAAGCAAUCAUACACUGAGGUGGCAGAGGAUGCUCGGGCAGGAAGUUUAGUAAGAUUCCCUGCUCAGCUGCAACAAGAGUGGGCAUUUGCAUUUGUGUUCAGUCUGGUGCUCAUUCCUGUGACCCUGUCCUGGGCACCCCUGGCACAGUGGGGGCCAAGGAAGACUAGCUGACUUCACCUGAAGCACUGGCCUCCGUAGAAGUUGCCAACAGAGUGAUGGCACAACCAGGGCACCCCAGGAGAGGAUGUGCAAUGUCAAUGGGAAGGACUUCUGGAGGCAGAAUGAGAACUCAGAAGUCCAGCACCCAAGGGUUCCUGUGUGGGCUAGGAGCCUGGAUUAGCAGAUGUGAGCCAUAGAUGAGGCAGCUCGGAGCAGGAAGCCCUCAAAUCACAAGACAUUUCAGACCAGGUUUUGUUUUUGUUUUUGUUUUGGUCCUAUCAAAUUUCAAAAUUCUAGCUGCUGAAUACAGCUGACAGGGUUCUUUAAAAGAUCCCUAUAAAUUCAUUUCAGAGCCUUUUUUUCCCUCAAAGACUCUAUUUCUAAACUUAUUAUAACCAACUUGUGGCCUACUGACAUGAGGGGGAGAAAAGUUGCUGACCUAAUUCCACCAAAUCCAUCCCAGGCUGCCACAAAGUCAACAACAGGGUCAACCAGGGGUGAGAACUAGCCGUAGGCUCCGCACGGCAGGCCACUGGGAAGCCAUUCUGACCCAGUCUCCCACUUUCUCUGCUCGGCACAGGCCGCUCUCUCUUCAGAGGCUAUGUUGAGUGCAGCUGCAUUCCUGACAUGGGGCAGACUCGGGCAAAAGAGACGCAAAGGUCUAUUAGGGAUACCAUAGUCCCUGGCUCUGGAGCUGGGUAUGAUGACUGGGCCUGUCAUA